GGGGCUGGGGAUUGUCCCUCUCUGGCUGGCCCAGCCUUGCCCCAGGACAGCCAAGGGCCUGGCCGGAUCCAGCAGCAAGUCCCUGCUGGGCAGUUUAACCCCUUCCCUGCUGUGCCCCUCUGGCCUGGGCUCGGCUGUGCCGGGGCGUAGCUGGCUGGCGGGUGCAGCUGCAGCAGAGCAGGGCUCUGGGGAACCCUGGGAUGUUGGGGCUCCAGGCCCUCCUGCCCCCCCGCAGCUGGGAGGGACUCACCCUUUCCCUCUGGGGUGAUGAAUGAUCCCCCCCCCCGCACCCUCUCCCCAGCCCCCAGCUCUGGCCCCAAGGGAGGGGGGACCCUUUUGCUCCUAGUGCCCCAGGGAGGGGGUCCAUCAGGAUUCAUGGAGAGGGGGGGCUGUGGGCUGAGAUCAAAACAUCUGGUCCCUUUCAUGCAGGGGGCUGCCACUUCCACACCCCCCCUCCCCUGCCAGCUGGGGGGCAGCCUGCCCCCUGGACCGGCUCUAGCAGCGCAGCAGCCGCCCUGCGUCCCCUCUGCCUCUCCAAACCCCACCUGGCUGAGGGCCCUGCCAUUCGGGCACACCCCAUGGAUGGUAGAGGAGCCCCAUUCCACAGAAGCGGAAACUGAGGCACUGAACGGGACGGGGCUUGCCCGGGGCUGGCUAGACCAAGCAGAACCCAGGGUGGGGGAUUCUCCUGGCACCCCCAGCAGGGCAGGCUGGUAAUGAGGAGCAGAGAAAGGCCCCAUGCUGCUCACAGGCUCUGUCUCCCCUGGCUGGGGGGGCCGCCCCAGUUUCCCCAUCAGGUUCUGACGGGAUGAUGCCUGAGACCCUGCCCCCAGAGGGGCAGGCUGCCAGCCCCUGGAUUUUGCAGGAUUCCCUCAUUUUGGGUGUGGGUGGGUCAGAGCAGUGACCCCACCCUCAUUAGGGGGGUGGCACCCCCAGGUGGGGGCUGUGCGGGUCGUGGACAUUAGCUGGGGAGGGGAACCCUUGGUGUGGGGCUUUGGGGCAGGUGGGAGAAAGCUGGAGGGGGGUGUCUCUGUAUGGAAUGGGGGGGUGGCUUCCAGGGAGCCAUGGGCCAGCAAGGGUGCAGGCGGGAAGCAGUGGGGAUGGGCACAGUACAGGGUCCCGCUCCAGGGGCAGCACCCAGGGGAGAUCAGGGAGCCGACACGGCUGGGGAGAUCCCCCUUGUGCUCCUCUGAUCCCUCCUCCCGCUCGCCCCAAGGAGACGCUGCCAGAUGUGUCCAUGUGUCCUGGCUCUGGAGCAGCCGCCAGAUGUUGGGGGGGAGGGGCUGGUGUUUUGUGUGUUGAUUCCAGCUGUUGGGGGGAAUUAGUCAUUUUUUCCAGCCUGGGUCGUGUGAAGAGAUUAGCCUCUCCCAGGCAGGGGGUGGAUCAGACCCCGGGAAGGGGGGACUCGGGGUAGAUUUGGGCCAAUGGGGUGGGGGGGAGUGGGGGUUUUGACGUGACUGUCUCUGGCUGCACAAGGGUGUAGGGGGAGCCAGGAGCUCGGGGUGGGGGGUGUCACAGAUCUCUAGGGCUAACACCAGGCGCCCCCCCGCAGGCUCCCUGUGUGGAUGGCUGCAGGGCCCUGACUCCCACCCAGCAUGGAGCCCGACCUCCUGCCCCUCGUCCUGACGGCCGAGCCCUGGGGCUUUAACCAGCAGGCCACGGAGCUGGGGCCGGGCACCCCCGGCCUGGACCCCUGCAGCCUGAACCUGGAGCGUCGCUACCAGGCCGUGCCCGCCGCAGUCUGCGCCCUCUGCUGCCUCUUCGGGGUCAUCUACAGCUGCUUCGGUUACCGCUGCUUCAAAGCCAUCAUGUUCCUGUCGGGGCUUCUCUUCGGCUCCCUGGUCAUCUUCCUGCUGUGCUACAAGGAGCGAGUGCUGGAGACGCAGCUGAGCCUGGAAGUGAGCGCGGGCAUCGCGCUGGGCAUCGGGGCGCUGUGCGGGCUGGUCACUAUGCUGGUGCACAGCGUGGGGCUCUUCAUGACAGGGCUGCUGCUGGGGCUGCUGCUGGCCACGGCCGGCCUGGUGGCCACGGAGCCGCUCUACCAGCCGCAGAGCCUGUGGGUGCCCGUGGGCAGCGUGCUGGGGCUGGCACUGCUCUGCGCCCUGCUGGCGCUGCGCUGGCAGAAGCCGCUCACCGUGCUCUCCACGGCCGUCUUCGGGGCCGCCGUCAUCGUGGGCUGCGUGGACUAUUUCGUGGAGCUGCUGGCGCUGCUGGGCCACGUGUACGACCGGCUGCGCCUGGCACCCUCGGCCCCGCUCUGCUGGCACAGCUGGGCCGUCCUGGCGCUCUGGCCGGCCCUCAGCGUGCUGGGCCUGCUGCUGCAGUGGAAAGUGACGGCCGAGGGCUACUCGCACACGGACGUGAUCAUCAGCCGGCGGCAGAAGCGGUUGCAGCUGCUGCGGAUCCGGCAGAAGGAGGCCAAGAAACGGCAGAGCCUCCCCCCGCAGGAGGGCAGCUACCGGCGCAAGCCCAACCCCGUCAAGCGCUAUGCAGGCGACGUCCUGGCGCCGAGCUACAUCCAGAGCCUGCGGGAUCGCCAGCUGGGCACCGGCAGCGCCACCCACACCGUCCUCGACCUGGACUACGACUGCGGCUCCACCGUGCCCCUGACGGCCCCUGCGCCCGGCGGGCGCCUCUGACCAGGGCAGGGGCUUCACUUCGUUCCAGUUGUGCCUUAGGGGCGGAGGCGGCAGCGAUGGGGGGAGGGUGGGGAGACCGUUUUGCUGGUGACACUUGACCCCCCCCUCACCCCACCCCCGUGCCCUCUCCCCAGCCCAGCAGCUGCGGUUCCCAGGUAGGGUGGGCACCUGCCUGCCUGGCCCUUUAAAUAUUCAAAACAGCUGCUUUCCCCUGCUCCUAUUGGCCUGUCCAGAGGGGAGGUGGUGCUCCGGGGAUACAGCUGGUUCCAUUUGAUCUGCUCUCCAGUGUCAGGCUGGGGACCCUGCUCUGGGCCCCCCGCGAUGUCCAGCCUCCCCCGUCGCCCCCAGCACUGGGGUGGGGGCAGAGCCCCGGGCCCCAUCGCUGGGGGGCUCUGCCCUGGGCCCGGGUUAAAGCUCUGCCCAGCCGGGUGGGGGCAGAGCCCCGGGCCCCAUCGCUGGGGGGCUCUGCCCUGGGCCCGGGUUAAAGCUCGGCCCAGGCCGGGUGGGGGCUGAGCCCCGGGCCCCAUCGCUGGGGGGCUCUGCCCUGGGCCCGGGUUAAAGCUCUGCCCAGGCUGGGUGGGGAGCAGCGGGGGGGGGGCUGGCCCGGAGCAUUCUGGGAACUCAGCAGCCGCCCCUGCCCGAGCCCCGUCUGCCAGCCCUGGGGGGUACAGGGCGCUCGCAGGCUGGGGGGGUCUGUACACACAGGCACUGCCGCCAUGGCAGACGCCCUGCAAGGGGGGCGGGGGGGCGUCUUCUGCCAGGGUUGGGCCCAGCGGGGGGGACCCAGAUCCCCUGGCCUGCAAGGACGACAGCCAAGGCCCAGCCGCCUCUAGCAGCACUUUCCUACCCCACCGGCUCCAGCAGCCCCCCCAUCUCAGCCCUGGCUCCCGAGGGGGAGGGAGCUGGUCCCCCUGUUUAUACCCUAUGUACUGUACCGGGGGGGGGGGCACAUUAAACUGCCUUCGAGA
Molecule: messenger RNA, 3607 nt
Organism: Mauremys mutica (yellowpond turtle)
Lineage: Eukaryota; Metazoa; Chordata; Testudines; Geoemydidae
Product: transmembrane protein 198-like
Exons: 4
Coding region: 1596-2639 (347 amino acids)
Cellular component (GO): vesicle membrane; plasma membrane
Source: RefSeq, a predicted model, not a curated record